AUGGGCCACGAUCUUGCUUGCCAGCUCCCUUCCAUUAACCUGCUCUCGUUAGAUCUUCCACUACCGAGACUCCAGUACUACCCUGUUUAUUACGACCAGAAUGUGCCUCGCCAGCCACUUCUGAUAGGUGGCCUUGUGCACGCUGUCCAUCCUCUUGGAGUGUCUAGUGGGGUCGUAAAUGCCGCGAUGUCGCUGGCCCCACUGGGUUUAGUAGGACCUAGCUCAAUUUCGCAUGGGGGUCCAAUCUCUGUUGGCGCAUCACCCGCCACUAUUGGUGGUGCAUCAUUCGUUGCCUCCCAAGCUGCGCAAGUGACCCCAGCGGCUCCAGUGGCGAUGCUGGUGCCCAUGGGUCACAUGUCGGCCAUUGCCCAGGUUUCUGCUCCAGUCGCACUUCCUAAUGUCAAACGUGAGGUGCCUACCAUUGUUGCUCCGCGCGCACUGCCGGAGCCCUCCAGUCGCGCGGCAGGGUUCUCUGGUCUUACAUCAUUGGCGGUGGCUGCGGCUGCCAACGACUCAUUGGUGCCCCCGCACCAAUAUCUUCAAAAUCACAGCCGCAGUCACAGCCCCAACCACGCCAUCACUCAGGAUACCACCAAACCUCAAAACCAGACCCAUAGCCCAGACCAUCACAGCUCUUAUCACAAGCAUGUCCAUCAUUCUGAUCCUGAGACGAAAAACAUCUCCAACUCGGUAUCAGCCGCAUCCAGCGCAGUGUCGCUGCCCUCUACAUCUGCGCUGUCGCUUGAUCUUGCGGGACAUGAACUGGCUCCAAAGGGACACUCAGCCGCGCUGUCUACACCCACCAGCCCCAAGUCGCCCGAGAAGGACUGGAAACCCCGCAAAAAGCGUCAGUGCCCGGAGUGCCAUCUUUACUUCUCCAAUUUGGCCACUCACAAGUCUACUCAUUUGAAGCCAACAUCUCGUCCUCAUGUGUGCAAGUUGUGCCACCGGGGCUUUGCAAGACCCAACGACUUGUUCCGCCACUUUAAGUGCCACUGGAAGGAGAUUGGUGCCGAUAAUGGCCAAUUCCGCUGUCCUUUCAAGAGCGGACCCCACGGCGACCACUGCUGCCAUACGCUGGGAAUCUUCUCACGGUGCGACACUUACAAGAACCAUUUAAAAGCCAUUCACUUCCAAUACCCUAGCGGAACCAAGAAGAGCCAAAGGAACCAAGUUCCUGGCAACUGUCGCUUAUGCCAUGCUCAGUUCCGCAAUGUGGACGAGUGGAUAGCCACCCAUAUCGAUGCUCACCAGUGUCCAUAUGGCAUGAAAUAA
Sungouiella intermedia is the source of this 1275-nucleotide messenger RNA. The record is from the annotation of a GenBank genome assembly. Lineage: Eukaryota; Fungi; Ascomycota; Pichiomycetes; Serinales; Metschnikowiaceae.